This is a messenger RNA of Orcinus orca (killer whale), 6290 nucleotides long. Its product is annotated as translation initiation factor IF-2-like. Lineage: Eukaryota; Metazoa; Chordata; Mammalia; Artiodactyla; Delphinidae. The coding region runs from base 145 to 1131 and encodes 328 amino acids. The transcript has 2 exons. The record is from RefSeq and is a predicted model, not a curated record.
CAGCUCAUCAAGGGAAACACAGGCUGACGAUGCUAAGACUGCCCUGAAGGGGGUAUUUUGGCAGAAAGUUGUUGCCUCCCCCUCAGCUGGCAAGAGACCAGGAGUGACCAGCUGGCCGGCACCUUCCCCAGUUUGCCUUUGCUGAUGCAGGAAGGGGAAAACCCAGGCGUGCGGGGGGCACGUCACCAGUUGGUGGGCACCAGACGGCAUUCGAGGGACCCCGCCCCGGGUAUACCCGCGUACUGCCAGCGUCCCGCACCGCCGGGAGGACAACGCCGGCAGGUAACCACGCCUCCCGCGGCCCCGCGCGGUGCCGCCCCGCUCCCGGAGCCCGAGGCCUCCGCUGUGCCGCCAGGCUCGGUUCCCCGCGCCCAGAGGGCGCGUCCGCGCACACGCUCACCUCAUCGGCCGCAUGGUGGGGGCGGAGGCCACGGGGGAACUCGGACGGCGGGAGAUCUCGGAGCACUAGAGACCUCGGGCCGCGGAAGCCGUCGGGCCGCGGGAGAGCUCCGAGCACGAGCACAAGCGACCUCGGGUCGCGGGAGCCCUCGGAGCGCCCAGCACUCGCUGCGCUCCCGCCGCGCCUCGGAGGCUCUGGGCGCUGAGCCGGCGACCGGCUCAGCGCCCUCCCGAUCCGGCCCCGCCCCUGGUCCCACCCCCGGCCCGGUCCCUCCCACGGCCUUGGCCACUGGCAGGCGCGAGGGAACGGAAGCUUGGACAGUCACUCCCGAAAGUUCAGCCCUCCCCAGGAGAGGGCGUAAGUCGGGCCCCGCGGGUUGCAGGAUGGGGCUCCAGGUCCACCGGGCCUUGAGCCUGGGCGCAGUAGGUACCCCGGCAAGUCGGCGGCAGGGAAGGUCCGGUGGAGGAGGGCGGCCGAGCGCUCUGCUGGAGGGCUUGCCCAGCUGGAGGGGCCGUGGGAGGCUCAGUGCUGCCCCGGAGUCGCGCAGAACGUCCGCGCCCCCAAGCGCCCCGGCUCCGCCUGCGCUUGUCCCCCGCCCCAGCGGCCUGAGAGCCGGCGGGGCGCGGCGGGCUGAGAGUGAGGCUCCCGCCCUCCCUCCCGCUCUCGGGACGCAGCCAGGACCUCCAGCGCUUGGUGAAGUCAGAGCUCCAGGACCGUUCAGGGACGAAUGAAUGAGUGGCAGGAAGGAGGGAGGGAAGGCAGGCCGGCAGGCUCCACCUUCCAGUCCAGCCCUAGUCUCCCCCGAGCCCGCGUUGCUGCCGCGUCCUUUGUCAGUCCUGGGCCACCUGCCGCGGCAUAUUUGACUAUUAAAGGCUCUGAAAAGCUCACCGCAUGGAAACCAGUUCGUCUUUGCUCCUCCAAGCGUGUGGGACUUCUCACUCUUUUUUUUUUUUUUUUCCUGGUCUGGGAAAGGCGGCGCGGAGCCCCGGAGCUGGGGGCAAACGCCCCGUUUCCUUCUUGCCCAGCCCACCCGUUCCACGAGGCCUCCUCUCUUUAGGCCCAGCUGCGUCCUCCUCCCGCACCGGCCAGGUGGGUGCCGGCCAGGCGAGUGGGUGGAGCCGUGAGGCAAGAGGCCGUCCAGCCCCCGGAAGGGCCUGGGCCCCCAGGCACCCACCUCAGGCCUGGAGGCUCCUGUCGGGUGGAGGCGCGAGGGGUGCGUCCUGCGGCCCAGGCUGAUGGGGGUGCUGAGACCAGCCUUUGGGGCGCAGGACAGGCAGGGUGUGAAGUGAGGGCAGAGCCCACGGGGCUCCCCUGGCCCCAGCCACCUGCAUGCUGUCAUUCUUAAAACAAAGAUUUAGUGCCCACCUACCACACGCGGCCUAUGUGAGUGCUAAAGAGGAAAGCUUAACAUAAGAGAAUCUGCGCCUGGUGGAAGUUAACAUUCCUGUGGCGGCAAGAGCAAACAAGACAAGGAAGCAGGGCUUCCCUGGUGGCGCAGUGGUUGGGAGUCUGCCUGCUGAUGCAGGGGACGCGGGUUCGUGCCCCGGUCCGGGAAGAUCCCACAUGCCGCGGAGCGGCUGGGCCCGUGAGCCAUGGCCGCUGAGCCUGCGCGUCCGGAGCCUGUGCUCCGCAAUGGGAGAGGCCACAGCAGUGAGAGGCCCUCGUACCGCAAAAAAAAAAAAGAGACAAGGAAGCAAAAGAGCUGGGCUGGGAGAUGGGGAUGCUGCCGAGGAGGGGGCUGGGGGCUGCAGGUGGCCAGGGAGGGAGGUGGGCCUGCGGUCCUAAAGCGCAGGGGCUUCACCCCUCCCAGGUCAGGCUGCAGGUUGGGGCGGGGGGUUUACGGAGGCCAAGCAGGGUCUAUCCUCCCUUUGGGGGCAGGGGGAGGAGAAAGGACAGGGGUCCCGGCCAGGACUCCCGUUCAAGUGUCCAGUGAGGGCACAGACAGCCUGAACUUGGGUGGGGGGCAUCAGGAAGGGGUUGAAAGAUGGGGGCCAGGAGGAAAAGUAAGAUCUGGCCAGGAGAGCCGGGCGUGGGUAUAAAUCAGAUCAGAGAUGGGGUCUCAGGACGCUGCCCAUCCCCAGAGCCAGAAAACCAAUGCCAUGUCUAGAACAGAUGCAGCGGGGACGCUUGGUGGGGGGGCGGUCACUGUGUCAGGCCCAGCAGGGCCGGAGGGGGCACGAUAUCGGUGGCCUUAGAUCCCCUCCCGCGGGGUUGGCAGCAGCUGGCAGAGGAGGGCCGACCCAGCAUCACCCGCGGGUGAGGAGAAAGGGACAAGGGACCGGCUGGGUCCGACACCUCCCGCCUUCCUGGGUCCAGUCCCGACCCCACCAAGACCCCCCCCACCCGCAGUGCUGGGGAGUGGAAGGGGUGGACCCCACACACAACCUCGGGUCCUGGGGGACGGAGAGGCCCCUCGGUUAAAACCUCCCUCGCAGUGUCGGCUCACGUGGAGCAGGGAAGGAAAGGUGCCCAGUCGGCGUCCCGGGCCGCAGCCCUACCGUGCAGCGGGGGCACAGCCCCAGGGCAGCGGGGCAGGGAGCGCGGUGGGCUUCCGGAGGCGAACGCCGCGGCGCGGCCGGCUGCUGUGGGGAAGGGGUCAGGCUUGGCUUCCGGGCAGCCCUCCUCCCCGGACCCCGGAGGGCCAAGUGCUGCUGCCAGGCCCACCCAAGAGUGGGCACCCUGGGCCCAAGGAGCGCGCUGCCUGUUGAGCGGGCAGGCAAGCGGUAGGGAGUGCAGUGGGGCUGGAAGGGGACGUCCGAGCAGGACGGGGCAGGAGCGGGGGAGGGACACCCCGGGAGCGGGCAGAAGACCAGCCCCAGGCCCCUGAGACCGUAACCCCUCUGUGCCUGUGUUUCCGCAUUUGCGAAGUGGCGGUAGCGACAACGUCUUCCUCGUAACGCAGCUAAGUAGGUUCGUGGUUCCUGUGAGUGAGCACACGUAAGGCGUCCGCACCGAUACUGGCACGUGGCUUAUAGACAGAGGAUUUCAAGACGGAUGAGCACAGAGGACGGCCCUCGGGAGACUUCCUGCGGGUGAGCUGAGGUUUUCCUCGCUUGCCUUCACCCGUGACCGUUUCUCAGGCAGCGAGGCGGGUGUGUGUGUUGGGGGUGCGGGAGAGAGAAGCCCACCCGGAAGGCUGUCUAGGCCAACCUGGGAACCAAGCCGGAGUUGCUGCUGUGCUGAAGGCCCAAGGCUCUGGGUGCAGACACAGAAGCAAGACCCCAUUACCUCAAACUCGGGGCUCAGAACAACAGAAAUGCACCGUCUCAAGUUCUGGAGGCGGGAUGCCUGAACCAGCGCUUCUCCGGGGGGCUGGAGGUGAGGGUCCUUCCCGACUCUUCCGCCCCGGGUGCCCCAGGCGCCCGCUGUCUUGCAGCUGCGUCUCUGCCCCCACGGCAAUGGCCUUCUCUAUAUGGGGUCAGGUCUCCUCUGCCACCCCUGGCGAGGGCCUUGGGGCUCACACGUGAUCCAGCACAGUCUCCCCAUUUCCAUCUCAUCAUAGCAGCCAAGCCCGCUUUUGCCCAUAAGGUGACAUUCGCAGGUUCUGGGGUUUAGGACAGGAACAUCUCUCUGGAGUCAUUAUUCAGAGGACCACAGGGGGUCACAAGGGGCCUCUGUGGGUGGGAUGAAAUACUUAGAGGCAGAAUCUCAAGGUGUUAUAAGGCGGCUUGGAGGGGCUCUGGGCCCCGCCUGGGAGCAGGCUGGCACGGAGCUGACGCCGGCAGACCGCGCCCCCCGGCGCCGGCUGCCUCGGGUGGAAGCAGCUGUUCCCAGCCCUGUCCCGUCAACCGCCGACACGAGUGCCCGUCUCUGUGGUCGGUUUGGGCCCAGGGCUUGGCCUCCCUGGAGGGUCUCAUCUGUGCUCAGAUGCUGCUGUCCCCACUGGCCCUCCGUGUUUUCUGGGGCUGCCAUGACCUUGGUUUCAUUACAGACCUUUAGCCCUUGGACAGGAGACCCGUGACAUCACAGCCCAGUAUUGUCCCCCUGCUAGCCUGGAGAGAAGGUCUUCGUGAAGAUGAAGAUGUUUCCCUCGGCCAGGGCUCUGUGUGUGUGUGUGGGUGUGGGUGUGGGUGUGGGUGUGGGUGUGUGUGUGUGAGAGAGAGAGAGAGAGAGAGAGAGAGACAGGAAGAGAGACAGUUUGUUCAAGGAAUUGGCUCACGUAAUUAUGGAGGCCUGAUAAACCCAAAACCUUCAGGGUGAGCUGGCCGGCUGGAGGCCCGGGAAGAGUCGUGCUCAGAGAGAAUUCCUUCUCGCUCAGGGCAGAUUAGGCCUUUGAAGGCUCGGGACUGUCUCAGUCCGACGCGGCCACUAUAAUGAAAUUCCACACACUAGGCAGCUUGUAAACAACAGAAACGUCCUGCUCGAAGUUCUGGAGGCUGGAAGUGGCAGGUCAGGUACUGGCAGGGUCGGGUGAGGGCCCCUUGCACGGUCACACGCUUCUCGUGUGUCCACACGUCGGCAGGGGUGAGGGAGCUCGCUGGGGCCUCUUUUGUAAGGGCACUAAUCCCAGUUUGGAGUCACCUCUCAAAGGCCCAACCUCCUAAUACGAUCACCUUGGAGCUUAGCUUAGGUUAGCAUCAACUGAUGAGUUCAGACACAGCACCCACCCGCACUGUGGAGGGUAACCUGCUUUACUCAAAGCCCACUGAUUUAAGUAUCAAUGUAAUCCAAAACGCCCUUCACAGAAACCUCCAGGAUAAUGUUUGAACAAAGGUCUGGGCACCGUGGCCCAGCCAAGUCAACACAUAAAAUUAACCAUCACAGCUUCUAUUCUAUUUCAAGAUACUUUUAAAACACCCUUCAGGGCUUCCCUGGUGGCGCAGUGGUUGGGAGUCCGCCUGCCGAUGCAGGGGACAAGGGUUCGUGCCCCGGUCCGGGAGGAUCCCACAUGCCGCGGAGCGGCUGGGCCCGUGAGCCAUGGCUGCUGAGCCUGCGCGUCCGGAGCCUGUGCUCCAGAACGGGAGAGGCCACAGCAGUGAGAGACCCGCGUACCGCAAAAAAAACAAAAAAAACAAAAAAAAAAACACCCUUCAGAAAGUCCAAUUGUAGCCCCACCUUUCUUCCACAAACCACUGUCGGCACUAGCAGUGGUCCCAAGCUUCCCCAGGUCACAGUGUAACGCCCAGGACAAGCAGAAUCUAUGUGCCUGUCUGAGUCUGGGUCCCUUUGGGGAGUUUUCUGGUUAACCUGGAAAGGCCCCUUUGGGAUUCAUCACAUGUGAUUUGAAGCCGGCUCUGUCAAUGCUCCAAUGGUCCUGUCCUCACCAGAGCCCGGGGCAAACUGGGACCCCGCCUUCUGCAAGCAAGUCCGUCUGGGUUAAGGAGGACCAAAGGUCGCAUGCUUCGCGAGUGGACCUGGCCUUGGCCUCCAUGCCCUCUGUUCAGCCUGUCCUACUUGGCUGACCGAGUGGAUAUCUACACUUUGCAAAGUUUGGGAUGUUUCCUGUGGCUCUGAUCAGGGUGGGUGAUUUCAACCGUCAGGGCGCAUGGCAGCCGUGACGGCAUCGGCUACGGGUACAAUGGCACAGGUGCAGCGCGCGGCUAUAACCCUGUGUCCUGCUCGUCUUUCUACAUACUUUCCUGUGUCCUACAGGAUAAAAUGAAGGCGGCGCUUAUACACAGAAACACCAAAGAUGACCCACAGCGAUCAUAAUAAAUAUAUUUUAACUUCCCAACUGGCACAAAGCAACAUUUCCAGCAGCCCGACGUGCACGGUCAUGUCAGGGUCUCGUCCACCGUUAGACCCGAGGCUUCGCCCCCUCCCACCGAAGGUCAUGGUGGGAGCGGGGCCCUGUGUCUCCAGGCCCAAAGGGAUGAUGGGCCUGUAGCAAUCUCGGGAAAUCCAAAGUUAAGCAAAUAAAAUAAUAAUUUGAAAAGGAAAAAAGAAACAA